Molecule: messenger RNA, 2494 nt
Organism: Colletotrichum destructivum
Lineage: Eukaryota; Fungi; Ascomycota; Sordariomycetes; Glomerellales; Glomerellaceae
Product: Putative coronin, WD40/YVTN repeat-like-containing domain superfamily
Exons: 8
Coding region: 149-1963 (604 amino acids)
Biological process (GO): actin filament organization
Molecular function (GO): actin filament binding
Source: RefSeq, a predicted model, not a curated record
CCUCCUCCCCUUUUGGAUCACCAAACGAUCGCAGGCUGCGUCGUCGCAUUUCCCGCCACAGCAUUGCAUAUCAUCUGCAUCUCACACUCCGAAUCGCCUCUCCUUCCCUUCCCGCCACCCGGAUCCUCACUACAACACAUCAUCCCCAAUGGCGGGCCGCUUUGUGCGAGCGUCGAAAUAUCGACACGUCUUUGGCAAGCCGACCCGCAAGGAGUUCUGCUAUGACAACCUUCGCAUUAGCCGAAAUGCAUGGGACACCAACUUGGUGAAGGCCAACCCCGACUAUCUCUCGGUCAAUUGGGAAGCUGGCGGCGGCGGCGCCUUCGCCGUCAUCCCUCUCGGCGAGACGGGCAAGGUCCCCGACCAAAUCCCGCUGUUUCGCGGCCAUACUGCCACCGUCCUGGAUACCGACUGGAACCCUUUCAACGACCGCGUCAUCGCGUCCGGUUCCGAGGAUGGGAAGGUCUUCAUCUGGCAGGUCCCUGAGAACUUCACCCUCUACACGGAUGCCGAGGAACCCGCCGACGUCUCUCCCGUCGGCAAGCUCGCCGGCCACUCGAGAAAGGUUGGCCAGGUCCAGUUCAACCCCGCUGCCGAGAACAUCCUUGCGUCCGCGUCCGGCGACUUCACGAUCAAGCUGUGGGACAUCAACAGCGGCUCGUCUACCCACACCCUGAAGCACAACGACAUUGUGCAGAGCCUGUCGUGGAACGCCAGUGGUUCGAUGCUGGUGACGACGUCUCGCGACAAGAAGAUCCGCGUGUGGGAUGUGCGCGCCGAGAAGCCAGUCCACGAGGCCCCUGGCCACCCAGGCGCCAAGAACAGCAGAGCCGUGUGGAUGGGCGAGCACAACCGUUUCGCCACCGCCGGUUUCUCGCGCAUGAGUGAGCGUCAGCUCGCCCUGUGGGAGCCCGGUCGCAAUGAGCCCAUUGGAGGCUUCUCCAUGCUGGAUUCGAUCUCGGGUGUCAUUAUGCCUUUCUGGGACGACGGAUCCAACUGCUUGUAUCUUGCCGGCAAGGGUGACGGCAACAUCCGCUACUACGAGUACGAAAACGACAAGUUCGAGUACCUGAGCGAGUACAAGUCCGCCGAGCCCCAGAGAGGCAUUGCCUUCGUUCCCCGCCGCGGCAUUAACGUGCACGAGAACGAGGUCAUGAGAGCUUACAAGACGGUCAACGAUACCUACAUCGAGCCCAUCUCCUUCACCGUCCCCCGGAGAGCCGAGACCUUCCAGUCCGACAUCUUUCCCCCCGCUUCUGGUCUCAAGCCUGCCGUUAGCGCUAAGGAGUGGCUCGAGGGCAAGGAGGGCAUUCCCACCAAGAUCGACCUCGAAAGCGUGUAUGAGGGUACUGCUCCCAAGGAGGUUGCCUCUGACUACAAGCCCCCUGUGAUUGCCUCUGCUCCCACGCCAGCUGCCAAGCCUGUGCCGAAGCCCGCUCCUGCUCCGGAGCCUACCCCGGUUGCGCGCUCGCCGCCGCCUUCGAUGAAGGAGCAGCAGGCCUCCAUCUCCAACAUGGCGUCCAAGUUCAAGGACAACGAGCCUGCUGAGCUUGAGGAUGACGAUGAUGACAACUCUAGUUUCGAGGAGGUGCAGAGACCAGCUCAGCGCGCUGCUGCUCCUGCGGCUGCCCCUGCCCCUGCCCGUGUUGAGCCCGCCAAGAUCCCUCCCCCUAUUAAGGCUGCCUCCCCCCCUCAGAUCAAGUCGCCUCCCGCCCAGCAGUCGCCUGUCAAGCCAGCAUCGGCCAACUCGCCUGCAUCCUCGACACACAUCGAGUCAUCCCUGGAUCAGAUUAGACAGAUGCUUGAGCAGCAGACCAAGCUCAUCAACAAGCAGAAUGACAAAAUUAGCCAGCUUUCGGCUGAAGUUGAGGGGCUGAAGCGCAAGGUAAACGCCGGAGGGUCGCAGGAUCAGAGCGAGAGGAUCAGACAGUUGGAGCUUGAGCUUGAAGCUGCACGCUCUUGAAGGGUUUUCUGGUGUAGGUGACGUGCAUCCAAGAAGGGUGUCUUGUGUCGAUGUGGAGGAGUGUGCAUCAGGGGUUGGAAAGGUGUGAUGGAAAAGGGGUUUGGGAUGGAUAGCAAGCAGUGUUUGUCACAAGCAGAGUUAGUUUGGUGUUAUACGUAUUUUGUUCUCUUCUCACUGGUCUCGAGGCAUAUGUAGACAGGUCUCAUGUGGCCCAAGAUCGAUCAGUUCUUUGUAAUGAUUGGCUUUCAACAUAGAUUGGAGCUGUGCUGAAUGUCUGUGUUUCUAUUGUUCGUUUCAUCUAGCUCAUUGGAUGUGAGUUCUUGGACGCUGAGUGGGAAUGAUUGGGAGUGGUCUGACGUCUCAGGACAUGUCACAUCUAGGGAGCUCCUUUGACGUCUGGAGUUGAGGGCAUGCGUGCGUUGUUUCCUUCAUCUCAUGUUGAAUUUUUGUCUAACAAACUCUCCAAAGAACAGAGAAGAGGAGCGUAGAGUUUAAAGAUCAUUCUGAUGUUUAGGCUUGUAGGGUUCUGAC